AUGAGUAACAGGAACCAAGAUUUAUCCGAUAUUGAAGACGAUGAGGCAUUGUUUGAAGAACUCGAGAAGGAAGAAGAGAACGAAAUUGCCUCUUUGAGAGAACGCCGGAUCAAGGAAAUCCAACAAGAGUUUGAACGACGACAGACGAUGGGUGAAAACAGCCAUGGCGAGUUCACCGAGAUCACGAACGAAAAAGAAUUCAUGAAUAUCACGACCAGUUCCAAAUAUGUAGUGGGACACUUUUUCCACGACGAUUUUCGACGGUGCAAGAUUAUGGAUACCCACUUGGAGACGUUGUGCAAGAAGCAUUAUCAAACGCGAUUCAUCAAAAUCAACGUGUCGAAUUGUCCUUUUUUGGUGGAGAAAUUGUCGAUUCGUGUCUUACCAUGUGUAAUGGCCUGGGUGGAUGGAUACGCGCAGACAAAAAUUGUUGGUUUUGAUGAUCUGGGAGGAACGGAUGGCUUUUCAACUGCAGUAUUGGAAUUGAAAUUGACCAAUUCUGGUGUACUGAAGAAAAAGGACGAAAAAGCCCCACAAGCUAAAGGAUCUAUAUUCCAAAGCACAGGCCACAAUGAUAGUGAUAGUGACUAUGAAUAG
This is a messenger RNA of Zychaea mexicana, 597 nucleotides long. RefSeq names its product thioredoxin-like protein. Gene Ontology annotation, cellular component: cytoplasm. NCBI's taxonomy places the organism in Eukaryota, Fungi, Mucoromycota, Mucoromycetes, Mucorales, Lichtheimiaceae. Bases 1 to 597 code for a protein of 198 amino acids. The transcript has 6 exons. The record is from RefSeq and is a predicted model, not a curated record.